AUGGAGAACAGCACAUCGUCCAAGACUCCCGUCGAGGCGAACAUCCCAUCUUGCGAAAGUUGUCCAACUGUUUGCGUCUACGAAUAUGACAAGAAGAAGCCUGGUUUCAAAGUUGGUGCAGUCGAAAGUUUGAGUCGUCGUCUUGAUGUUGUGGAAAGAGCGCUUUCCAUCAACCACGACACGGGCCCUUCACAUUUGAGCUUUAGUCCGGCGUCUUCUACGGGCUUAGGCGCCUUUUCUGACGCACAGCAACAAAAUGCAGCGCCUGUUCUUGGCGCGCUGUCUUCGCUGACAGAAGAGCUGCGUGGUCUGGCUUCGACGAUUGCUUCGACGCAAAGGCAUACCAUGCAGCAACCCGUCGAUGAUGAUGCCGUGUAUAGAAAGAGGCAGCGUACAGAUGAUCCUGACACCACCGGGACGACAUCAACGCCAAUGAGAGAAGCCCGCACUCGCCCACACGAUGAGAUUGUGUCAUUAUGGCACGAUGUGAUCGAUGCACACUUUCGUUUUGUUCAUCCCUGGAUUUCAAUUCUCCACGACCCGAGUGUUCGAAAGGAGCUACAUGUAGUACCCAGAAAGGAGCCCUUGCCGCUUGCUUUCCAAGCUAUGGUUGUGUCGUCACUACGGUUUGUGAGAAGGAACGGCGUGGGGUCGUCUGUGGGACUUCCAUGUUGA
Messenger RNA from Parastagonospora nodorum SN15, 675 nucleotides. RefSeq lists its product as hypothetical. Gene Ontology annotation, cellular component: nucleus. The coding region runs from base 1 to 675 and encodes 224 amino acids. The transcript has 3 exons. Lineage: Eukaryota; Fungi; Ascomycota; Dothideomycetes; Pleosporales; Phaeosphaeriaceae. The record is from RefSeq and is a predicted model, not a curated record.